Molecule: messenger RNA, 3773 nt
Organism: Pectinophora gossypiella (pink bollworm)
Lineage: Eukaryota; Metazoa; Arthropoda; Insecta; Lepidoptera; Gelechiidae
Product: zwei Ig domain protein zig-8-like
Exons: 11
Coding region: 467-1366 (299 amino acids)
Biological process (GO): synapse organization
Cellular component (GO): neuron projection membrane
Source: RefSeq, a predicted model, not a curated record
AUCACAUUACAUGUCUCAGUUAAACUUUACAUUGUAUUUUAUAAUAAUGCUCAGUGAAAUUUCGAAUAUAAAAGUUGUAUAAUUUUCUUGCAAUCUCAUUGAUACAAGAAUCGACUGCUUGUCUGACCUUCCAGCCCGCAAAGGAAAAACCAGCCUAAUACAGGUACCUUUGGCGGCUCAAUGGUAACCCUGACACCAAGGUUGAUGACGUCGGUCGGUCGUAACACAAAGAAGAAGAUUGGCACCGAAACCAUCAUAGAAGUUUACAAUUUCUUUAGGUACACACACACACCUAAUGUUCUACCUUCAGCAUCAUAGAGCCAACUGCAGAUGUCAACAUGGAGUUGAAACUGUCAACGCUUCAGCUGCAAACUUGGGCAUUUUCUCUCAGAUAAUGCAUCCGAUGAACCAACGCGCUCGUCAUAUGACCAAACCGUACAACGAAUGGAUGAGGCAAGGCUGAAGCAUGAUGUGGGGGGAGGUGCCGGCUCGCCGUCUCGGCUACCGUCUCAAGAUCGGCCUCGUGGUCAUAGUCAUUAUGGUGCUGGGCUUCUUCACUGAGAGUCAGGGUACAGCUCACUAUGGGGAAGACAGUGUGGGCUCGUUUCCAUACUUCGAGUACAAUGUCCCGAGGAAUGUGACCACCGUGGUGGGCCAGACAGCUUUCCUCCAUUGCAGGGUGGAGCAGCUUGGUGACAAGGCUGUCUCGUGGAUAAGGAAAAGGGAUCUCCACAUUUUAACGGCUGGGAUACUCACAUAUACUUCAGAUCAGAGGUUUCAGGUGAUCAGACCAGAUAAGUCGGAGAAUUGGACACUGCAGAUCAAGUUUCCACAGGAGAGGGACGCCGGCAUCUAUGAGUGUCAAGUCAACACUGAGCCCAAGAUGUCCCUCGCCUUCCAGCUCAAUGUUGUUGAGGCCAAAGCUCACGUCCUGGGUCCUGUGGAUCUAUACGUGAAGACCGGCAGCUCGUUGUCUCUCACCUGCAUUCUGAGCCAGGGACCGCAUGACCUUGGCACCAUAUUCUGGUAUAAGGGAUCAAAACUAAUAGAGUAUAAGGAGGUAGAGGCGAACGACAUAAUUGAAGAGCCGAGAAUCAAACUGCGGACAGAAUGGACGGAGCAGCUUACGUCAUUGCUGACUAUCGAGAAGUUGCUGCCGAGUGACAGCGGGAACUACAGCUGUGUACCAACUAUGGCUGAAGCUGCUUCUGUUAAUGUUCAUGUUAUUAAUGGCGAACAUCCAGCAGCAAUGCAACACGGCAACGCAAAUACGGCAUCCCCCUGUGCAUUGUCAGUGAACCUACUGAUAUCUCUAUACUGUACCCUCGCUAGUAUAUACACUAGUACUGUUGACGGAUUCAGAUGAAAACUACAAACUUUGCUACUUCAAAAAUGAGUGUAAAUUAUAUGGGUCUAAAUGUAAGUAGGUAAAGUUAUAAUUUGGAUGUGAUCUAAGAGUAUGUAUAAGCAAUUGAGUAUAAAGCAAAACAAAUGAAAUGGUAUAAGUAUUGAGGAGCUUGGUGGCGCAGCGGUUAACGCGCUUGGUCUGCGAUUGUUGAAGUUAAGCAACUUUCGCAAAGGCCGGUCAUAGGAUGGGUGACCACAAAAAAAAAGGUUUCAUCUCGAGCUCCUCCGUGCUUCGAAAGGCACGUUAAGGCGUUGGUCCCGGCUGCAUUAGCAGUCGUUAAUAACCAUCAAUUCGCACUGGGCCUGCGUGAUGGUUUAAGGCCCGAUCUCCCUAUCCAUCCAUAGAGAAGGCCCGUGCCCCAGCAGUGGGGACGUUAAUGGGCUGGUGAUGAUGAUGAUGAUGAAGUAUUGAGGGACUUUCCAGGCUACGUUCUUCAAAAACAAUAUAGAUCGCACUGAACAGAUUCCUUCGUUUAACAUUCUAAUUUCCUAAUUAACAGAUACAGGGUGUUAGUAACAUCGUAACGAAUACUCAGGGGGAUGAUUCAGACCAUGAUUCUGAGUUAAUAUCAAGUGGAAUUUUUCGUCGCAAAAUUCAUGUUUUUUUUAUUAAUUUUUUUAAUUAUUUUCAAUUCUAUACUUUUGCGAAGGAAAAUUCUACUUGAUAUUAACUCAGAAUAAUCAGCUGAAUCAUCCCCCUCAGUAUUCGUUACGAUGUCACUUACACGCCACACAAGUACAUACGGUAGCCAUACAAGUAGGUAUGGGUGUUAGUGACACCGUAACGAAUACUGAGGGGGAUGGUUCAGACCAUGAUUCUGAGUUGAUAUCAAGUGGAAUUUUCAGUCUGAAUAUUCCUGAAAAAUUUUGUGUUUUUUUUAAUUAUUUUCAAUUCCAUACUUUUGCGACGGAAAAUUCCACUUGAUAUCAUCUCAGAAUCAUGGCCUCAAUCACCCCUCAAAGUUUUCGUUACGAUGUCACUAACACCCUGUAUAUGCAUAUUUUACCUUUGUUUUUGGGGUAUAAAUGAUAAUGACCCUUUUUUACAACCAGGCACAAUUACAUCUUCCACCCAUAUUCUGAUCAAAGUAAAGAGAAACAACAUAGGUAGCAACAUAUUUCUACAAAUAAUAUGAUUGAAACAUCAAGCAACAAAUAUUUUAAUAUAUGCUUCUGCCAUUACAUUGUAUUUUGGAAUUAUUAUUUACCCGAGUAAUGAGGAAGUAGGUAAUUAUCACGUCAAAGCCGUACAACGCCAUCUAUAUUGCUUUUGGUGAACGAAGCCUGAAAGUCCGUCACUACUUUAACGAUAAGUAAAUUUAAAUCUAGAACAACAAAAAUACUUUUGUGUUCGACAGUUUGGUAGUUUCCUAAAUCAAAGAUAAAUUAUGAUAUUCUGAUUACCAACUAAAGACAGAUCUAAAGGUGACAAAACAUGUUUUCUUUUUCUAUUUAACUUUUUUAGGUAUUAUUUUAAUAAAAAAAAUGUAAUAAUAAUUGCGACAUGUUCACAGGUUGCUUUUCCAUACAAAUUCCAUAGUCUUUUCGUGUUUUUACGUUUAGUAAAAAGUAACUAAUUUGACUAGUUGGAAACUACCCUACGGUGUCGGUCAAGUUGAUACCAUAAUAUAACUACGGAGUUACGUAACUCAUUAGUUAUAUUAUGGUAUUCAGUUAUUAUGCGUCACUCUGUGUCACUGUGUCACCGGGUUGAUUCUCAAACAGGAAUCCCCGAUAUCGGAAUUGCACCAAUAAGGUUAGUAAUAAGUAAAAUUGUCACCAACGCAGUUGGCUUGACCAUUACUUAUAGACAGCUAUACGGCUCACCUUACCACCCAUCCUGUUGGUCUACCGGAAAGCUCGGUAAAGCAUGGGUAAUUAUUAACUCAUCUAUGUAAGUACUUCUGACUACCCAAAUUGGACAUAGUGAGCUUGACCACUAUGCCAUGCCAUAUUAUGUUAUGUUAUGUCAUGUUAUUAUAUUAUGCGUUAUAUACCUUGCUUGUAUAUACUCUAAAGAUUAUAGUAUUUUAUGCAACAGUUGUAUAAGAAGGGUCAAAAAAUGCGAGUGGCGUGAGUUGCGAUGUGAGCCUUGGCGAACAUCGCAAUAAGAGACGCCACGAGCAUUUUUUGACCUAGUUAUACAACGUUGCAUACAAUACUUUUUCUACGACGACGUAAUUUUAAACGAAACACAAAAAUUUUCCAAUUUAUUUUCCAACGCGCGGGAAAAUGGCGGCAAAUGUAUACUUUUUUUUUAUAGUAUAUCUAUGGCACCAAACAAAGUAAAGGUGCCAGUUUCCAGGUCAAAAAAAAAAAAAAACAACAACAAUGCUUUUUUGGCGACAUUAUAGUACAGUUACACU